AGAGCAAUCAUAUCUCCCCCACAGCCUUCUUUUCAUUAAACCUACCCUGAUUUCUGUGGUGGUAUUCUGCAAAGCUUCAGCUGCUAGUUGGUACUCUGUCUCCUCAUUGAUGCCUAAACAUGAUCAAGACCAAAAUAAAGAAAAGAAUUUUAUAAUACAUUAUUUUGGAUUUGUAAUUAAUUAUGUUAUGAAAUACUUACUGGCUUUGAAGCACUCAGGACUUUUACUUACCUCUGUUAGGGUCCAUCUGGCCACAGAUCAGCAUAUAAUCUAUAUGUUGAUGGUCAUUUGAUUUUCCCAUCACCCUAUGUUUUUAAAAGGCCUAAUUCAUAUAUUUCCACCAAUAUUAAGGAACCAUUUGCUACUUGGGACUUGAGCGUGGUUCUUAUGUCUGAUGGACCCUCCAUUUGAACUUAUCUUCUUUUUAUUGCCUCUGUGUUUAAAGUGAUGUUUUUGGUAGCUAUCACCUCAGCACACAAGAUGAGCAAAAUUCAAGUUUUGAUGGCUGACCUUCCAUAUGCUGUUUCAUAAGGACAGACUUACGUUCAGGCUACAUCCAAGAUUUUUACCAAAAGUAGUUUUGGACUUUCAUAUAAAUCAGUUUCUUCUCUUACUGGUAUUUUUUCUUAAGCCUCAUGACUCUUUUCUGUGGAGACUCAACUCCACACAUUUAGACAGUCUUAGGGAUGUGCCCUUUUAUCUUUUCACAAUGAAGGCAUUUUGUAAAUCAUCUAGACUUUUUUUUGUAGCGUUGGUAGUAAGUCUAAGGGGCAGGCUGUAUCAUCUCAGACUCUGUAAAUAGGUUAGACUGCAUUAAAAUUUCCUAUUCUUCGAGUGCUUGCUCAUAUCCAUUCCAGUAGGUGUGCUCGCGCUGCGUGCACGUUCGUCGGAGAUUUUUACCCUAGCAACACUCGGAGGGCCAGCAGGCGCCCUAUGGAGUGGCACCACCAUGGCGCUUGAUAUAUACCCCUGCCGGCCCAUCUGCUCCUCUGUUCCUUCUUACCGCCUGUGUCGGUCGUUGAAACAGUGGAGCGCAGCUUAGCUGAUCUCCACCUCCCUAGCUCUUCACUCGUUUAUAUAGUUAGUGUGUACAUAGUUAGUUUCUCCUUAGUUAUAGUUAACUUUUGUAGUAUUAGUAGUUUUAUAGUAGUUGUGUAAAUAGUUAGAGGAUCGGGGGCUAGCCCCUUCUCCUCCCCCGGUACCAGGGCCCAUGCCCGGUUCACCGGGCUUCAAACCUUGCGCGACCUGUCAUUGGCUGAUGCCCACAGGAGAUCCGCACGACUCCUGUUUAAAGUGCCUGGGAGAGUCCCACCUUGCGGACAAGUGCCGAAUCUGCAAGGCGUUCAAGCCCUGAACGAAGAAAGAGCGGGACGUUCGCCUCAAGCAACUCUUGAUGGAGGCAGCUCUAACUCUUCCAUCCUCGGCACUGACUCUGGCACCGGGGACAAGUGCUUCCGCCUUCACCGGCUCAACCCUCCGGCAGACACCGAUCCCUCUCGCCGAGGAGCAAGAGGCACAAAGCUCCUGCGGCACCUGUUUCUACGCCGCAGUCGGAGCGUACAUCUAAAGCGGACCGCCCGGCACCAUCAACUGCUGCGGCACCGCUUGCCUCCGCACCGUUGAUUCCGGUCUCUCGGGAACCGUCGAGUCCGGUGCCUACCAGCACCCCAGCGCAUGCUGUGGUUGAGCUCGUCGUGCCUUCGACGCCGGAGACUUUCUCCACGGCUCGGGAGCUAAUUGCUCUGAUGGAGCCCGAGCUGCCCCAACCCCCGGCACCGCCAGUGCGGGUUGUUCAGUCUUUGGGCAAGCCCGCCAUGAUGAGGCCAUCAUCGCCGGACACCGUGCAACGCCGCCGGUCCCGAUCCAGGUCCCGCUGGCGCUUGCGGUCCCGCCAUCGCUCUCGCUCUCGGCGCGGCUCGCAGUCCUGGUACCGCUCUCCAUCCCAGUACCGGUCGUACUCGCGGCACCGCUUAAGAUCCCGGUCUCCAUCACGGUACUCUCGGUACCGGUCCAGAUCCCGGCACCGCCGUACCUCUUGCAGCCGAUCUUGGCAAGGCGAUGCGAAGCACCGGUCGACCUCCCGGCACUGCGCUGGUCGCAGGUCCCGGUCCCGCUCCUGCUCCCGGCACUGCUACGACUCUCGGUACCAUUCGCCAGUACCACGCAGACAGGAGUCCAAUGGACGCAGAGACCUGGUCCAAGGGUCUUUGGCUCCCUCGUGGCCCUCGCAUCACCCAUCCGUCUCCUCCCAUGCGGACAGUGCCUCAGAUGCGCAUACCCAUGGCCAGAACCACGGACCUCAUCCGUGGUCCUUUUGGACACCUUGGGCGUAUCAUGAAGCCCAAGGCGAACCGACUGGCCCAUCACGCUCAGGUCACUCAGAGCACCAUGUGCCCAAGGCCACCGUCAGCCUGCCUCUCCCUGCUGACACAGAGGAAACCAGUGCGCACGCACCGGAACUGCAUGACCUUCCGGAGACGGAGGUCCCCCCCCUGACCAGGCCUCAGUGCAGGACCCACUCGUCCCGGGGCUGUCAUCCUCCUCUUCCCCAGAUGAGGCAGUAGCGGGGACGUCAUCAUCAGGACCACCUCCGAUUGGCCUCCGGUCACACCAGGACCUUCUGCGUCGUGUCACCCAGAAUAUCAACCUGCCGGUAGAGGAGGUUCCAGAGGUGGAGGACCCGGUGAUUAGCAUUUUGUCUGCAGAGACACCUAUCAGAGUGGCUCUCCCAUUCAUCCGUUCAAUCCAGGCUAGAGCAGACACCAUCUGGCAGUCUCCGGCUUC
This is a messenger RNA of Gopherus evgoodei (Goodes thornscrub tortoise), 2784 nucleotides long. RefSeq names its product arginine/serine-rich protein 1-like. The record is from RefSeq and is a predicted model, not a curated record. NCBI's taxonomy places the organism in Eukaryota, Metazoa, Chordata, Testudines, Testudinidae. The coding region runs from base 1746 to 2564 and encodes 272 amino acids. The transcript has a single exon.